AUGCUGCUCACGUUGUGCAAGUCAUGCCAGUACUGUUUGGAGACAAUGUAUUGGAACUGCUGCGAGGAGCGGUUUUGCUUCGACAAGAAGAUAGCCACAUACAAACUAGAAGACAAUGUGACACACACAAACGGCUACUUAAAUAAUGGAGCGAGCCUCGACAGCGUGGUCACGGAGCAACCAGUCAACAACAACCAUCUACCACCCCGAGCCAUCUUUGGGAGGGAGGUGAAAGAAGUUCCGUUACACGCUGAUAAACUAUACGAGGUAUUCUCCAAGUCUCUAAUAUUCAGAGAAGAUCACGAACUGAAAACGAAAUCCACCAAUUCCUUGGACGAAUUAGAAACUAAAUCAGAACCAGACUACUUUAGCAAUAGACCUAACAGAACCAAAGUGUACUUUGAGGACGAAAUAAAUUCACCAGUGACUGACUUUGAAAUUAUGUUUAAAGACGAGCUUCUCGCCAACCACGACAUGUUCAAGAUCGACGAAGAAGGAGAAAGCGACCGAUAUAGCCAGGACACAGAAGAAGGAUUGACCAUGAAUGUAGCUGUGAAGAAACAGGACGUUGUCAAACCUAGUACGGUGACCAUUAAAGACGAAUCCAAGAUUACCAUACCGUACCCUAUUUAUAAAUAUGAACCUCUUAGCGCUUUAACCAUGCCCUCGGCCUUGUCUCUACCACGCGUUGAAUCCGUCAAGGGAAUCUUGCGGACGAAAGAAGAUUUAACAAGAAGUAACAGCGCCAAGACUUUAGAGAGAGUCGAGAGUAACAGUAAAAUAUCUAGACCAGUUCUGAAUAGAGUGGAGAGCUUAAUUAGCAUAGAUCCUAAUAAGAUGAACAAAGUUUUAGCAAGAGUGCCACAUAGAAGCGCUUCUUUCCUGAACAUUCCUGACCAUUUGGCUCCUGAGAAACCUCCGUUAAUCAAGAGUAAAUCGAUGGUUGGAGUAUUAUUAGCCACUGACGAGCUAAAACUCGGCCAAUUACCUGAUACUCCUAUCAUAAAAAGCACGAACUUACCAAGAUUCUUUGCAGAAGGUCCCGCUUUACCUGAGUACAAAGGAGAAACUUCCUUGCAGAGCAUAAGGCAGAAGUCAGCUUUAAUGUACCAAGAAGAUUACAGCAUGCCGCGGUACUACGGAACUGUGGCUAAAGCUACGGAACACACGCCGGUCCAUGAGAGCAAAUCGAUGCCAGACCUGAGGAACCCUGUGACGUCAUCGACGUCUUCUGGCAAAGUGAGUAAGAGACUGGUGAAGUUAAGGAGCAGGUUAAAGCCUUUGGUGAUAAAAAAGAAUUCUAACGAAAGAUUGUAA
This is a messenger RNA of Arctia plantaginis, 1317 nucleotides long. The record is from the annotation of a GenBank genome assembly. NCBI's taxonomy places the organism in Eukaryota, Metazoa, Arthropoda, Insecta, Lepidoptera, Erebidae.